UUUAAACAAAUGCCACUGGACGUGAAAAUCAAUUUGGAUAAAGUUUUAAGGAUAACAGUAGUGUUAAUAAGUCUUUCGCCAGAUAAACAGUUAUGUUGGUAACAAUGAUUUCAAUGUAGAUGUAGAAAACAAAAACUUCGGGAAAGCUGCCACAUAUAUGUAGUACAUAUCAACAACCAAGAUGAAAAUGCAAGAAAUGAAAUAAAUCCGAUUGCACUAAAGUGGCAGGUUAAAAAACUUAGAAAACUCAAUUAAGUGUUCCGCGGGAACAAAUUCCGAAGUUGAAGUUCAUGCUAAAAAGAGGGCGCCAUUAAUUUGAGGGAGUAAAUUUACUCAAUAUAAGUAAUAAUUUCCUUAAAUUAUUUUGAAUUUUGUCAGUGCUGUUAAGACAAAGUUAAUUGCUUUCCUGGCAAAUGUGGGCUGUGGCGUCGCAUGAAGACUACUGCUUCUGGUUCUGAGUAGGUUCAAUUUUCGAAUCAACUCGCUCUGACCUCGGAUAAUAAUAUAAAAGUAAUCUCCGUGUAAAACAUUCCACCGCAUAGUAUGGCCUCGGUCGCCGCUUGGCUGCCAUUUGCACGGGCGGCGGCCAUCGGUUGGGUUCCAAUUGCUACUCACCCACUACCGCCACCACCUAUACCAAAGGAUCGUCGCAAAACAGAUGACGAAAAGCUGCUGAUCAAUGUUUCCGGUCGUCGCUUCGAAACAUGGCGAAACACGCUCGAAAAGUACCCCGACACAUUACUGGGUUCUAAUGAGCGUGAAUUUUUCUAUGACGAGGAUUGCAAAGAGUAUUUCUUCGAUAGAGAUCCAGACAUUUUUCGGCAUAUCCUUAACUAUUACCGUACAGGAAAGCUCCAUUACCCAAAACACGAAUGCCUUACCAGUUAUGACGAGGAGUUGGCAUUCUUUGGCAUAAUGCCGGAUGUAAUUGGCGAUUGCUGCUAUGAAGAUUACCGUGAUCGCAAACGUGAGAAUGCCGAACGUUUAAUGGACGAUAAAUUAUCGGAAAAUGGCGAUCAGAAUUUACAACAGUUAACGAAUAUACGACAAAAAAUGUGGCGUGCUUUUGAGAAUCCACACACAUCCACUGCAGCGUUAGUAUUUUACUAUGUAACUGGAUUUUUUAUCGCUGUCUCUGUAAUGGCAAAUGUGGUGGAGACUGUUCCGUGUGGCCAUAGGCCAGGACGAGCAGGUACACUGCCGUGUGGAGAGCGUUAUAAAAUAGUAUUUUUCUGCCUCGACACCGCCUGCGUUAUGAUAUUUACCGCCGAAUAUUUGUUGCGCCUGUUUGCGGCACCAGAUCGCUGCAAGUUUGUGCGCAGUGUUAUGAGUAUUAUUGAUGUUGUUGCCAUACUGCCAUAUUAUAUUGGAUUAGGCAUCACCGAUAACGAUGAUGUGAGCGGUGCCUUUGUAACGUUACGCGUCUUCCGAGUAUUUCGAAUUUUCAAAUUCUCACGGCACUCACAAGGAUUGCGGAUACUUGGUUACACAUUAAAAUCGUGUGCUUCCGAAUUGGGGUUUCUGGUGUUUUCGCUGGCAAUGGCUAUCAUAAUAUUUGCGACUGUUAUGUUUUAUGCAGAGAAGAACGUCAACGGUACGAAUUUCACGUCCAUUCCGGCCGCCUUCUGGUACACUAUAGUAACUAUGACAACGCUUGGUUACGGUGACAUGGUGCCUGAAACUAUUGCUGGAAAAAUUGUAGGAGGAGUUUGUUCGCUCAGCGGAGUCCUUGUGAUCGCUCUACCUGUACCUGUUAUUGUAUCAAACUUUAGCAGAAUAUAUCAUCAAAAUCAACGGGCCGAUAAGCGUAAAGCACAGCGGAAAGCCCGAUUGGCACGAAUACGAAUUGCCAAGGCCUCAUCCGGCGCUGCAUUUGUAAACAAGAAAAAAGCUGCAGAAGCUCGGUGGGCAGCGCAGGAGUCAGGAAUUGAGCUGGAUGAUAACUACCGCGAUGAAGAUAUAUUCGAAUUACAGCAUCAUCAUCUUCUGAGAUGUCUCGAAAAAACAACAGAUCGCGAAUUUGUUGAGCUUGAAAUACCAUACAAUGGUCAACCGAAGCGUACUGGCUCCCCAUCGCCAAUGGCUAGUCCUGCCCAUUCAACAAACAGCGCCGUCGGUCUAAUGCAAUCAUGUUGCGGUCGUUGCUGUUCCCAACGUUACCAGGCUUGCGGAAAGUACCUACCGGCUUCGGGCAAUGCUCAAAAUAAUCAAAACAAUCAGCCCAUGGAUGGUACGUACCUGGUGGAGGCUUCCUUUUAAGGCGUAAUAUACUUACAUAUACUGAUAAAAUGUAAUUACAAAUUGAUAAAGUAUUAAAUAUUACAGCACCGAGUUUAUAACCUAAAAAUA
Rhagoletis pomonella (apple maggot) is the source of this 2349-nucleotide messenger RNA. RefSeq names its product potassium voltage-gated channel protein Shal (gene Shal). Gene Ontology annotation, molecular function: A-type (transient outward) potassium channel activity; protein binding. The transcript has 7 exons. Lineage: Eukaryota; Metazoa; Arthropoda; Insecta; Diptera; Tephritidae. Bases 544 to 2259 code for a protein of 571 amino acids. Gene Ontology annotation, cellular component: voltage-gated potassium channel complex; membrane. The record is from RefSeq and is a predicted model, not a curated record. Gene Ontology annotation, biological process: protein homooligomerization; potassium ion transmembrane transport.